UUUUAGUCAUGAUUGAGAGCAUGAUUUGUGCAUUGUUGAUGUCGAAUUAGGUGAGUGGCGUAAAAGCAUUAAGGGUGUUGAUUUUAUGUUAUGUAGUUGCUGCCCAGCAAAAGCAAACUUAUUUCUUUUGUUCAAAUUUUCUUUAUUUCGUGAGUGCACACUUUCCUUAUCCGCGAAUUCUGUAGUUUAUGCUAUUUCUGUUUCCUUUUAGCUGUUCUUCCCUUGCUACUUUAGUAAAGCCAUUCCGGAAUGCCAUCCCAUGGGUGAACUCAGGUUGGAGAACAAAUUAUUUAGAGGGACAUUCAUAAAUCUCGAGUGAUAGACGCAAGAGUAUAGUUAAUGAAAGAAAGAAAGAAAGAAAUAGUCAAGUAAUUUAUACCUUUUUUACACCCAUAACAAAAUAAAAUGAAUCAAUCAAUCCAUUUUAACUUAUCAACAUUAAAUUUAACUAGUUCUCAAAAAUAAAUUAAAUUAACUAAAUAAAUAAAAAAGCCCAAGAGAUUCUAGCAACUGUAAGUAAUGAGAUAUAGGAUUCUUCUUUCGCAUUGCAGUUUUUAUUUUAUUUUUUGGUAUGAGGACAAAAUUUACCAGGACGAAGAUACGUGGGUUAUUAUAUUAGAAUACGGACAGGUAGUUCAUCAUAAAAGCCAUAACAAAGUCCAUGGGGCCAAUGGAAAGUGCCUACGCAAUGCCAGAGACAUCCUUCUACUCGAUACAUGCACAGCACAGUAUUCAGAAAUUUCGUCUAUGGUCUCUUUUUCCACUUUGUUUUAGUACAUAACAAAACUUAAACUAAAUAAAGCUCCAACUCUCCAUUUAAAGGUUUUGUUUUUUAAUGUAUGUAUAACUAAUAUAUUUUGUAAUUAAUUGUCAUCUGACAUGCACAAAAUUUGCCAUGAUCAUUAAUAAAUACAACUGUUUUACAUAUUUACUAUAAAAUUUCUGGGCUUAGUGAGUAGGUUGAGGAGUAUGGGUCUUUUGUCUUAUAAAUAGGUGCCUAACCUGUAAUCGAAAAACAAAUAACAACGAAAGCGUAAAAGCACAGGCACAGCACUCUCUCUUAGCUUCUUCUGCCAAUAUUUCCUUUCUUGAUUCCUUCCAAGCAAACCCAAACCGUUCUCUAUCUCUCUCUGUUUGGCUUCAGAGAAGUACCAAUGGUUUCCACUAAUUCAACAACAAGCGACCUGCAAGAAAAGGGUGAAUCCAUACCAAAUGACCAAAACGUUCUCCAGAAGCAUGUUCUCUUCUUUGACAGGAAUCAGGACGGCAUCGUUUAUCCCUGGGAGACCUUUCAAGGUCUCCGUGCAAUUGGGUGUGGUGUGGUGUUUUCUGUUGCCAGUGCUCUUUUCAUCAAUAUUAGCCUCAGCCAGAAAACUCGCCCUGGAAAGUAUCCUUCUCUACUAUUCCCAAUUGAUGUUCAGAAUAUUCAUCUAGCCAAACAUGGGAGCGAUUCUGGUGUCUAUGAUCACAACGGAAGGUUUCUUCAUGAGAAAUUCGAAGCCAUUUUCCGCAAAUACGCACACACACAUCCUGAUGCACUCACCUCAGGUGAACUGAUGGCGAUGCUAAGAGCCAACAGAGAGCUUAAAGACUAUACAGGAUGGCUUUCAAGCUGGUCAGAAUGGAAAACAUUAUACGUUCUGUGCAAGGACAGUGAUGGUUUGCUGCAGAAAGAGACUAUGAGAGCUCUAUACGAUGGAAGUCUCUUUGAACACUUGGAGAAGCAAAGAGCAUCAGCUAAAAAGAAAGCGUACUGCUUCAUUCACAUGAACAAAUCCAUAAUUUCACAUUAAUUCUUUUACUUAUUGAAAUAGAUUAUACCGCAGUUUGAUUAUAAGAAUAACAAUAAUGGAAUGCCUUAUUUUAUUUGUUUAUUGUAUAUGCAGUUCCAUUUGAAGAGGAUUCGGAUUGGCUGCAGGCCUGCACUUGAUGAAUAUGAUGAUCGAGUUUCAGAAUAUAAAACGAAUUUGAUGAUUUUUCGGUUGUUGUAAUAAAAUCAAAGUAAUUAAAAUUAUUCUCUUCUCUGU
Manihot esculenta (cassava) is the source of this 2027-nucleotide messenger RNA. Its product is annotated as probable peroxygenase 4. The record is from RefSeq and is a predicted model, not a curated record. The transcript has 6 exons. NCBI's taxonomy places the organism in Eukaryota, Viridiplantae, Streptophyta, Magnoliopsida, Malpighiales, Euphorbiaceae. Gene Ontology annotation, molecular function: calcium ion binding; monooxygenase activity. Bases 1155 to 1793 code for a protein of 212 amino acids.